AUGUUUCAUUCACAGAUGGCACCGUGGGUCCCUACUUUCAUUCAAUCCUGCAAAAAUAACGAAUUGCAACCUUUCACGCCGUUACAAUUCGCCACAAUAGAUAAUGCAGCCAAUCUGCCCCGAGUGAGAACCGUAGUGUUUAGAGAUUUUUUAUUCCACGAUAAGAAGACUAAUGUGUUGACCUUCAAUUCUGAUUUGAGAAGUGGGAAAAUAGAUGAAUCGUUCCCUCAAGAGAAGGACCACACUACCACUUUUGAAACGUGCGUUUAUUUCCCUCAAACAUGGGAGCAAUACAGAUUUAGCGGCCAAUGUUUCGUUAUAUCGAAUAAAUCAAAAGAACAUGUGCCUAAGGAAUUACUUACGAAAUAUAAAAUCCUAUCUCCGAAAGUUACGAAUAACGAAGAGGCUGGUGAAUAUGUUCAUGACGAAGAAGAGGAUUUUUGCUGUGUGCCUGAUGAUGAAGAUUGGGAUAACGAAGUUAUUAGACAAUGGUCCUCUUUGUCUAGAUCUUCCAAAUCGUUGUAUAGGAAGCCUGCGCCAGGAAGUCCAUUGACUAAGGAAACAAGUAAGGCACUAGAUAAGAUCCAAAGAGGGGUUGAUGGAGCCAAAGAAGACGCAGGUUUAGAAAAUUUCGGUAUUGUUUGUCUUUGUAUUGACACAGUGGAUUACUUGAAUCUAAAGGAUGGAAGAGGAGGUGAAAGAUGGAUUUAUAGGAGAUCCACAGAACAAGAUGGCACAGGGUUGGAGACCUGGGAUGAACAAGAAGUUUGCCCAUAA
This is a messenger RNA of Naumovozyma castellii, 777 nucleotides long. RefSeq lists its product as uncharacterized. Lineage: Eukaryota; Fungi; Ascomycota; Saccharomycetes; Saccharomycetales; Saccharomycetaceae. The transcript has a single exon. The coding region runs from base 1 to 777 and encodes 258 amino acids. The record is from RefSeq and is a predicted model, not a curated record.